GCGGUAAAAAAACGAGAGGUGGAGUCCACGAGCCGAUGAUGGAGCGGGUGAGGAGACCCCUCCGGCGGGUGCAGAUCCAGCCAUCUGCCAAGACAGAGGAGGAUGGAGAGAAGGCAGAAGCCCUUGAUGGUGGAAAAGAGCGAUUGCAGUUGUCGACCAGCGUCUCGGAGAUGCAGGAGCCCUUCAUGGGGGUCAAAGCCCGACGAGGGGCGUCGCUGCACAGGGAAUACAACGGAGACUAUCUCAAAGUUGCUUCUGAUCCCUUCUUAAUGAAGAUCCUAGAGAAACAUGGUGAUACUAAAGUUCUUUUUGCAGACAGUGUUUUGAAAUUUACUGGAUCUGGGAAAAUUAAGCGGAGGGGAUUUUUGAUUACUGAAAUGUCUAUUUAUAUAGUGGACUUAGAGGCUGUCCUACUUAAAAGACGUAUACCACUUUCUGCUGUUCAAAAGAUAUUGCUGAGUGAACUCAGUGACAAUUACUUUGCAAUUAUAGUACAAAGUGAGUAUGACUGUUUGAUGGCGAGCACACGUAAAAGUGAAAUUGUGUCAGUGCUAGCAGAAGCCACCAAGGACAGAUCUAUUUCAGAAAUUGAUAUUUGCUUUUUCAACAGGUUUGAAUACCGUGCUUCUGCAGAAAAUAUCAAGGAGGUUCAGUUUGAGGAAGUUGAAGGAGGUGUUAAAACUAAGGUUUUGGGGAAGUCAAGUUUGAAAUAAGAAGUGGCAGGUUGUCUAUUUUUCUUGACCUGUCUGGGCAUUUUAGCUCUCUGUACUUGUAAUUUUUUCCCUGGACUGCUGCUGUUUUGAACAAGGCAUGUAUAAACUACAUUCUCAUGUCUAUGUAAAAAUGGAAAUGUAGCUUUUAAAUUUUUGGAAAUUGUAAAGAAACAAAAGAACAACGCCCAACACUGGAGAUCUGGUAGAGCAUAUGCCUUCAACUGGGGGUUAGUGCUAUUGGAAACUUUUUAGUUAUGUUUUGGUGGCUGAACUGGCUUGGGAGUACUGCAGUGGCAUCUAAACUGAGGCAAUCUCUCAAAGAUAUUAGUGGUUAGUAUCUCUUCUUAAAUGUCCAUCGUCAUCUGUUAGAUUGAACUGACUUUGUCAUAUUUGCUUGUGGAUUUACGAACCUUCAAAUUUAGUUAUUUUUUGGUGA
Nymphaea colorata (pocket water lily) is the source of this 1149-nucleotide messenger RNA. RefSeq lists its product as uncharacterized. NCBI's taxonomy places the organism in Eukaryota, Viridiplantae, Streptophyta, Magnoliopsida, Nymphaeales, Nymphaeaceae. The coding region runs from base 36 to 713 and encodes 225 amino acids. Gene Ontology annotation, cellular component: myosin complex. Gene Ontology annotation, molecular function: cytoskeletal motor activity. The record is from RefSeq and is a predicted model, not a curated record. The transcript is spliced from 4 exons.